Messenger RNA from Megalops cyprinoides (Indo-Pacific tarpon), 1875 nucleotides. RefSeq names its product tripartite motif containing 23 (gene trim23). Bases 2 to 1741 code for a protein of 579 amino acids. Gene Ontology annotation, cellular component: plasma membrane; lysosomal membrane; cytoplasm. Gene Ontology annotation, biological process: intracellular protein transport; vesicle-mediated transport. The record is from RefSeq and is a predicted model, not a curated record. The transcript has 11 exons. Gene Ontology annotation, molecular function: GTP binding; GTPase activity; zinc ion binding. Lineage: Eukaryota; Metazoa; Chordata; Actinopteri; Elopiformes; Megalopidae.
GAUGGCCGCCGCUGCGGGUGUAAACAAGCAGGGGACCGCUGCAGCGAUGGAAGCCUGCGUUCGACACGGCAGGGCUGCAGCUGGCAGCACGGUGAAGGUGUUGGAGUGCGGAGUGUGUGAGGAUGUCUUCUCCCUGCAGGGGGACAAGGUCCCCCGGCUGCUGCUGUGCGGCCACACGGUCUGUCACGACUGUCUGACCCGCCUGCCGUUGCAUGGCAGGGCCGUCCGCUGCCCCUUUGACAGGCAGGUCACUGAACUGGGGGAUUCUGGGGUGUGGGGCCUGAAGAAGAACUUUGCCUUGCUGGAGCUGCUGGAGAGGCUGCAGAAUGGGGCUUCAAACCAGUCAGGCAUGAUGGAGGACGCCCUUGGAGGCGUGGGAGAGUGCAUCAUCCGCUGCGACGAGGACGAGAGCCACACGGCCUCCAUGUACUGCACGGUGUGUGCCACCCACCUGUGUGCCGAGUGCUCGCAGCUCACCCACUCCACCCGCACCCUGGCCAAGCACCGGCGAGUGCCCCUCGCCGACAAGCCCCACGAGAAGACCCUGUGCCCCCAGCACCAGGUGCACGCCAUCGAGUUCGUGUGCCUGGAGGACGCCUGCCAGCCGGGCCCGCUCAUGUGCUGCGUGUGCAAGGAGUACGGCAAGCACCAGGGACACAAGCAUGCAGUGCUGGAAGCCGAAGCGAACCAGAUCCGCGCCUCCAUCCUGGACAUGGCGCACUGCAUCCGCACCUUCACGGAGGAGGUGUCCGAGUACUCCAGGAAGCUGGUGGGCAUCGUGCAGCAGAUCGAAGGUGGCGAGCAGAUCGUGGAGGACAGCAUCGGCAUGGCUCACACAGAGCACGUCCCAGGAACAGCGGAAAGCGCCCGGUCCUGCGUGCGGGCCUACUUUGCCGACCUCCACGAGACGCUGUGCCGCCAGGAGGAGAUGGCCCUGAGCGUGGUGGACGCCCACGUGCGGGAGAGGCUGAUCUGGCUCAGGCAGCAGCAGGAGGACAUGACCAUCCUGCUGUCCCAGGUCUCCACGGCCUGCCUGCACUGUGAGAAGACUCUGCAGCAGGAUGAUUGCAGGGUUGUCCUGGCGAAGCAGGAGAUCACCAGGCUGUUAGAAACCCUGCAGAAACAGCAGCAGCAGUUCACAGAGCUGGCUGACCACAUCCAGCUGGACGCCGGCAUUCCCGUCACAUUCACCAAGGAUAACCGAGUCCACAUCGGCCCAAAGAUGGAGAUCCGGGUGGUGACUCUGGGCUUGGAUGGCGCGGGGAAAACCACCAUUCUCUUCAAGCUGAAACAGGACGAGUUCAUGCAGCCCAUUCCAACAAUAGGUUUUAAUGUCGAGACAGUGGAGUACAAAAAUUUAAAGUUCACCAUCUGGGAUGUGGGCGGGAAGCAUAAACUCCGGCCACUGUGGAAACACUACUACCUAAACACACAAGCGGUGGUGUUUGUGAUUGACAGCUGUCACAGAGACAGGCUGAUGGAGUCUCAUAGCGAGCUGGCAAAACUGCUGACAGAGAAAGAGCUUAGAGAUGCACUGCUACUCAUCUUCGCCAACAAACAGGAUGUCCCUGGUGCAGUGUCAGUGGAGGAGAUGACGGAGCUGUUGAGCCUUCACAAGCUGUGCUGUGGGCGAAGCUGGCAUAUCCAGGGCUGUGACGCCCGCAGCGGGAUGGGCCUCCACGAGGGGCUGGACUGGCUGUCCCGGCAGCUGGUGGCCGCCGGCGUACUGGACGUGGCCUGAGCCCCCCCCGCUGAUUAUCUGCACUGGACUCUGCUCCAGCCCCCUGGCCCUGCCUCUGCCUCCCCUAUGACCCUUAACCCUUCCCUCAGCCCAGCCCAGCCGAUCACCUGUCUCCAGCCCUUGACCUUGCCCCC